Messenger RNA from Rotaria sp. Silwood1, 513 nucleotides. NCBI's taxonomy places the organism in Eukaryota, Metazoa, Rotifera, Eurotatoria, Philodinida, Philodinidae. The record is from the annotation of a GenBank genome assembly.
AUGGUUGAACAAGAAGUUUCAUUUUAUUCUACCGAAGUUCUUCAUCCAUAUACUGAAACACUUACAAAUACAUUUUGUUAUCGUCUUGUUAAUAUUUUUCGUGCAUCUAGACUGUCAAAAACCGAAUGUCGUACAUUUUUUGAUCUCAUUCAUUCUGCUCUACCAAAUCCCAACAAUUUACCAUCCAACAUGAACCAAUUAUUGUCAAUGUUUCAAUUGAAACAUAACUUAUUUAAAAAAAGAAAAAUUUGUCUUUUAUGUUAUAAAAAAAUAGGUGAUGAUAUAGGCUUUUGUUCUGAUUGUCCAACGUCCAAUGAAGCUACUACUGCUAUUAUUUAUGAUUCAGAUAUUAAAUCCAUUCAUUCGUUAUUAUUGAAAAAGCUUUGGAAAAAAAUUCGCUCAUACAAAGAAGAACUUCAAGCAAACAAUGAUGCAUCGUAUACCUAUGAUAUUGGUUUUGCUUAUGCUUAUCAAAAUUUAUUACGUCAAUUUUCUAAUGAAACUUUUAUUUAA